GCAGCGAAGUUCAUCACAGUGCUCCUCAGCUCACCUCACUGUAUAUUUUGGGUCCUUGUUUUCCAGUAGAUCGCGGAGUUUAUUUUGUAGUUGAAUUGUAUAGCUAUGGGUGGCAACAAGUCAGGCUCCGAGUCUGGUUCCGAGGACGAGAAGAAGCACAAGAAGGAUAAAAAGGACAAGCACGACAAGAAGGACAAGCACGAUAAGAAGGACAAGCACGAUAAGAAGGACAAGCAUGACAAGGAGGACAAGCACGACAAGAAGGACAAGCACGAUAAGAAAGACAAGCACGAGUCUGGGCACCAUGGAAGUGGGUCGAUUGGCUCCGCGAUCUCUGGGAUGAUCCCUGGGCAUCACGGGUCUGACCAUGGCCAUGACUAUAGCGGCAAGCUUAAGAAGGAAGAUAUCCAGGAUCUGAAGCACAGGACCGAUAUCUCUGACGAGGAGAGAGAGCAUCGUCGCAAGGUGCUCAUGGCCGAAGUGGCUGCGGGUGUGGCUGGUGCCGGCAUCCUUGGAUUUGCCGGGUAUCAAGCAUACCAGCACUUCAACAAGGGUGAUGACAAGGAGAAGGUAGCAGAACACCCGAAGGUCGUCUAAAUAGGAUCCGGCACCCUAUCCCAGAUCAAUGCCGAGGCCUUAUUUCCUGUAAUUUUGUUAAGAAAGACUGCGGGUGAAUCGUGCAGGCGGGAGCAGUAGAGUUAUGGUUCCGUGCGGACCAACCCUGAAUAUUGUACACCUUCAACAACUAUGUCCUAAUGUUCAGAUGCUUCAUCUUCAUUUAUCA
Molecule: messenger RNA, 784 nt
Organism: Physcomitrium patens
Lineage: Eukaryota; Viridiplantae; Streptophyta; Bryopsida; Funariales; Funariaceae
Source: RefSeq, a predicted model, not a curated record